GUAAAAAAUAAUUAUCCAAGACACUUUAAAAAAUGGCAUUUACAUUUAUAUAAUCUUAAAGAGGAUGAUCAUAAAUAUUUGUAGUAAAAAGAUAAAUGGUGGAUGUACCCUCAUAUUUAAGAUAUCCUCAAAUCUAUUUUUAGCUCUCCCCAUUUGGCUAAAAUUGAGUACAAAAUGAAACUUUUACAACCCCUCACAUAAUAUCAAUGAACACAAAAAAUUCAUGUACUUUUGUUGUCUUUAAAGAGUAAACAAUUAUAACUAUCCAUAAAAACCAUUAUUUUGUUCACCAUGUGGUUCGUUGGGGGAAUCCCAGUAGGUUUUUUAAAUAGAGUGAAUACCUUGACUUUAAUGUAUCCGACUGUUGAAUAGCUAUAUGUCUGAUACAACGGAUAAAUAAUAUUUUUAAUUUGUUUAUAUAAAUUAAAAUUAUUUUGUUUACCAUUGUUUCAAAGGAAUUUGUUGGAUUUACUGUAAUUUACAAGAUAUCCAAUUUUGAAAAUCAGUGGAAAAUGUUAUGAAAUUAUCUCCCUUUGUAAACUCUUCAGUAAGUGAAGGGGGAAAACACCUAUUGUUUACAUGGAGGGAAAAUGUCGUCUGGUGGAUGUUGCUUUGGCACAGCGACAGAUUGUAACAAUAAUGUGAUAUAUAAUUUAAAAGACUGCGUGAAAACAACAUAUCACCAUUUAAGAUACCUGAAUGCGAACUCUAAAGGCAUAGACCUGCCAGAAAGUUAUUUAAUCCUGUGCAGAGCUGGUGUGAAUGUUAUUACUGCAGCCCAUCUAGACCAAAAUAUUUGCAAGUUUCACAGGGAUUUUCUUGGUGUGUAUUGGAAGCGAAGCAAACGAUCAUGUACACAUCCAUUUCAUGGAAAUUCAAAAUCAAAGCCAGACAGAGGCAUCACCCCAGUAAUUAGUAGAGAACUAUGGCUGCGUCUUCAACUCUCAGUUCCCAUAGGCGAAGCUGUAUGCAGAACAUGUGUUUCUAAACACAAAGCAGACCUCAGUCUUGGUGAACAAAUUGUGGAAGAAAUCAGAGACAGAGUUCAACAAAUGAGUAAUCCACCAUUACACCCAACUGAUGAUUUGCAAAGUUGCCUUUAUGUCAAUGCUGAUCCAGACAAUGUUCCAAUAUCUGAGUCCAACCAAACUGACCAUGCUGAUGACAUCAAUAUGUCAGACAGCGAAGCAUUGCAUUUGUCUCAGUCCACUGCUGCAUCAAAUUGGUCAGAUAUGCAAAAGUCUUCAAGGGAGAGGUACAAUGAUGCCAUGCAAAUGCUGACAAAUGGCCACCUGGAGUUCCUUCGCUCUCAAGCAAGCCAACCUCUACAGGACUUGCAGUACUCAACCAGAGCAUACUAUGUGCGUCAUGCAAAAGCUGCUUUUGAAUUUAUUUGUGACAUCAUAGCUCCUGGUCAAGGUCAUGAUCUAGUUGAUGAAGUAGUCUGCAGCUACAGAUCAAGCAGCUCAGUGGUAUCCCAACAAGAUUCAAUGACGGACACGGUAGUUGAGGCAUAUAAGAAGGCAGCAGACCAUACAACUAGAACUCAGAUUCUUUCCCUCAUUGCCAAUAAAUAUAGCAAAGCCACAUUGUUGAAAAUGAUUGAGGGUAUGACAAUCCACCAAAUUGAUAUGGCAAGAAAACAUGCAGCUACCUACUGGCCUGGGCAUUAUGUUGAUCCACCAAAGAUUGUUCGAGUCAGAAUAUCAAAAGGAAAAAUUCAGCAUUUUAUAGAGUUCAUAUCAGCUCCUAUGUACCUCCAUACAGUGGGUUUUGGUUCCAAACACUUGAAGCUCUCGUCAGGAUUGGAAGUCAAAAUACCUAAAGUAAUCCGUACAAUGAUUGCAUCAAGACUCAUCACCGCCUAUGUUGCAUAUUGCCAGGACAAUGAUAUUGUACCUCCAUCAAGAGCCACAUUAUAUAAGAUAGUGAAAGUGUGUGCAGCAUCACAGAUGAAAUCUUUACAUGGUAUUGACAACCUUGCCAGUGAAGGAGAAUCAGGAAUUUCCAUCAUUGAGAAAGCAGUGGAAAAACUAUCUGAAUUAGGACUUGAUGAGUUAAAAGUGAAGGACUUCAAGAAUCAAUUACAAGCUGUAAAAUUGCAUCUGAAGAAUGAUUUCAAGACACACCUUAUCACAAAAAGCACAUGCAUUGAGCAUUGCAUGCAAUAUGCUUUAUCUGAUUCCCGUUGCGAUCAUGAACAUUCAGAGACCUGCUCAUCUUGUCACCAAGUGAAAAAUGUCACCACUGAAAUUGCUCAGUGCCUUAAAGGUGUCCACUGUGAAGCUAAUGUGAAAGAGGAAAUUCAACAUGAUGUAGACUUGUCAUGUGAGAAAAUAGUGAACUGGCGAAAUCAUUGCAUAAGGACUGUGAAUCAGGAUGCAUGUAAGAGAGAUAUUCUGAACGACCUUCGAGAAGAUCAAGGAUUUAUAAUCAUGGACUGGGCAAUGAAAUAUUUGCCACAGACAUUCAGAGAAACUCAGAGUGAAUGGUGCGGAAAGCAAGGGAUCAGCUGGCAUGUAUCAUGUGUCCUCGUACGAAGAAAUGGUACAGAAGAUGAUGAACCAUUAGACAUUCUUUCCUAUGUCCACCUUCUUCAAAAUGGAACACAGGGAUGGUUCACGGUUUCCAAAAUUCUUACCCACACUUUGCAGAUGCUUCAUGAGAGUCACCCACAUCUGAGAGAAGUAUAUUUACGCUCUGAUAAUGCUGGAUGCUACCACUGUACCCCUCUUCUGGCAUGCCUUUGGAAAUUAAGGAACGAUUCAUUUGUGACAAUCAGAGAGUAUAAUUUUAGUGAAGCACAAUCUGGCAAAGAUUUGUGUGACUCGCGCACAGGGAGUUGUAGAAUGCACAUCUUAAAUUACAUCAAUGAAGGUAACAAUGUCACAAAUGUCUUUGAGAUGAAAGAUGCCCUUGAGAGUCAUGGGGGAGUGCGAAAUACAUUCACUUCCAUCAUUGAUGUUGAUAUGAGCACCCAGCCUGUACUGUCAGGUCAGCUUCAGAUCCCCAUAAGCCAGUACAACAACUUCACCUUUAUGGACAGUGGUAUAAUGGCAUUCAAGUCUUACGGUUUCGGAGAGCAGCUUAUUCCAUCCGAAAAGCUUGAAAGUGUUACAAAAAACAUGAUGGACAUCCAAGAAGCUAUGAUUGUUGCAAACGCCAAACCACCCACUGACAAACCAAGACAAAAGAAAACUACAAGUCGUUUGCUGUCAUGUUGUGAUCCUGAUUGUGUAAAAGAGUUCAGAAAAGAGAGUCAACUGCUAAACCACCUAGCUAUUGGUAAUCAUGUGUACGACAAUGAAGAGGCUGACAACAUACUGGACACCUCGAAAAGAAUGUGGGUGCAGGCAUGUACCAAAAUCAGAUCUACUCAACCCAUUGUUAGCAUUGAAACAGAUGAUCGGAAUGUGGCUGAUGAAGUCUCAUAUGAAACACAGGCAUAUGCACUGAAACAAAGGAAGAAAAGUGCAAGAUUUUCCAGUGCUGUGAAAAAGUUUUUGUUUGAGAUUUUUGAUGAAGGAGAAAAGACUGGUCGAAAGGCAAACCCAUACACAGUAAGCAAGCAGAUGCGAUCAGAAAAAGACUCAGAUGGGAAAAGACUUUUUAGUCCAUGUGAAUGGUUGACACAUCAGCAGAUUAGAGGUGUUUUUGCCAGUUUUGUCACAAAAAAGCAGAAACUGUCAAGUUCUACUUCACAGGCUAAGCGGUUGAAGUUGCAGGAGGUCGGUGAUGAGCAGGAUGAACUUCUUGAAAAUAUCAUCUGUAGUCUUCAGGCAGCAGAACAUUUUGAUACUGUUCAAGACAUAGCAAAUGAACUUGUGGAUUAAAUGCAUUUGACUGGAUUAUAUCGAUCGGUAUUGUUGGAAAUCAUGUUUACCUAAUUUAUGCAAAUAUUGACAUUAUAAAUGAUAGGCUAGAAGGAAUACUGUAAUAUUGAGUUAAUUGAAAUCUCCAUAAUUUACAAAGAUAUAAAAUUUUACAAUUUAAAUUUGCUCUUUUAUUCAACAAUGUUGCAGAAUAGGUUUUACUUUUGGAUAUCUUGUUCUAAAUGUGAUGGUGGGAUAAAUAAUGAUUCAAAAUUGUUUGAUAUUUUACUAUAGAGAGAGUUAAUUGUGUACUCUCCAGUACUGACAGGAAUUUUGUGACACAGAUUUAAGUUAGUCCUUGGCCAUUCUUGAAUGCUUCUUGUGAGUAAAUAUAUGUAGUUAGGUAUCCUGUAUGAUUUUUAAAAGACAGACUAAAAUUAAUGACUACAGUGUUUCGAUAAUUAUUAUUUAAAAUGCAUACAUGUAUAUAAGUACCAGAAGUUUUCAUUUUUUUGUACUUCUUGAACACAUUCUUGUACACAAUAUUAAUUAAGUUUUGUAAACAUCCUUAGCAAUGUUUGUUACAUGUAAAUGAAAUAGACAAGUAGGUAUGCAUUAAUACUGGUUUUGAAUUAAAUAUGAAAUUACUCUGAAAUUGUGAUUUUAUGGAAAAAAAUUGAUGUUUAAAAUCAUGUGUGAUAAUUUAUCAUUCUAGCCUUAAUUAUUGAUUUUCUAUGUUAAUACAUUUUCAAUGAAUAUUCCUUUAAUUAUAAUGUAAUGAAUUGUAAUACCUUUUUAGAUGCAAUUAAUUACUCUAAUAGAAUUACUGUGUAAAGUACUUUUUUAAGCUUUAUUUAAAGUGCAGAUAAUUGACUGUUGACCUUAUCAAAUAAUAUUUAUCAACAAUAUGUAUACAAUACUGUUUAUUUAAUUAAGCUUAGCAUUAUUUUUUUUUAGCAAAAAUGACAACUUUUUAAAUUUAAUAUUAAGAAAAUAAUGAGAGACAGUUGUGGGUCUUUUUAUGAUAUUGUAUUUU
Molecule: messenger RNA, 4848 nt
Organism: Magallana angulata
Lineage: Eukaryota; Metazoa; Mollusca; Bivalvia; Ostreida; Ostreidae
Exons: 6
Coding region: 591-3833 (1080 amino acids)
Source: RefSeq, a predicted model, not a curated record